Molecule: messenger RNA, 700 nt
Organism: Trifolium pratense (red clover)
Lineage: Eukaryota; Viridiplantae; Streptophyta; Magnoliopsida; Fabales; Fabaceae
Product: protein PELPK1-like
Exons: 1
Coding region: 41-439 (132 amino acids)
Source: RefSeq, a predicted model, not a curated record
CAAAUAUACUCCUUAGUUUCUACAAUUCAUCAAACUAUCAAUGGCCUCAAGCAAAUCCUUCAUCACAACUCUACUUUUAGUUGUGACCAUGUCAAGCAUGAGCAUAAGCCUAGAAGCUAGACAUCUUUUGCAAACAACUACACAACCAAAUUUGCCUAAUAUUCCCACUUUGCCAAAACCAACUACAUUGCCACCUUUGCCUUCAAUUCCAACAUUGCCUCAAGGAAAUCUUCCUCCAUUUCCUACUACUAUUCCAUCUCUUCCUAAGCUUACUAUGCCACCACUUCCUAGCUUUCCUACUACCAAUAUUCCAACACUUCCAUCUCUCAACAUUCCACCGUUGCCGGCAGCCACUUCACUUCCCAACUUACCUUCAUUCCCAACCACUUUCCCCUCCAUCCCAUUUUUCUCUCCACCGCCUUCAACCUCUAGCCCGUAAUUAAACUCUUCCUCACUUGUUAUCUUUGCAUGCAAUAGACAUAAUUGCAUCAUUUCUUUAUUGUGUGUAAUGAAAUUGUACGGAGAUCGGUUAUGAUGAUUUGAUAGUAGUAUCUUUAUUGUAUUGUAUGGUGUAACAAGCCUUUGUAUUUCUUUUUUGUACCAAGUUUGGUGCUAUUGCUUGUAUACUUUUGAGUUUAUAUUAUUGAUUGAUGUUGAAUUACACAUAUAAAUACAAUUAUGAUGUCUUCUUUAUUCUUAA